CUGAUCUUCUAUAAUCGCAUCCAGUUAUCCUCAUUCAAGACGUUGUCACAUCGUCAACCAAUACCACCUUUGAUUCUCCAGCCAACCGCCAAGACUCCACUCACCGAACCAUACAUACCACUUACACCGAGAUAAUCACCUCGAAGACGCCUCACGUUCCUCAAUUUCAAAACAAACUGUCGAGUGAAUUGAAGAAGAGAGAAAAAAAACAAAGACCGGUUCAAAAUGUCGCCAACGCACACCAUGUCCGCCCACCUCUGCAAGCAGAUCUAUUCUGCGUGGUGUCAAGACCACACGGGUUCCCCUAAGCCCCAUGCCACCAGCCCGCUGCCAUCGCCCACCAACUCGUCUGUCUACUCGGGCUACUUCCAGCGAUCGCCGUCCCCUGAGCAACACAAGCGGCCGAUGGACAGUGACCGCUCAUCGACCUCCAGCUGGCGAUGGAACAACAAGGACAACUCUCGCUAAGAUAUUGAGAUUUGAUGUUUCUUAGGAGGACUUGUUUUCUUGAUUUUUGUUUUUUUGUUUUUUGGCGGACAUCCAAUAACUGGCGCAUACGAAACGGGACUGGGUACCUAUCUAAGCGGGACGGCGUUAUACUGUAAUGCAUUUCGGCGGUUUUUCAGCGGACAGCGGAGCUAUCAACAGCGCGGCAGUCCCUACAAGCGUUGGAUAUCAUCUAUACGACGGCAACAAUAACAGCGACUUCUACAAAUCCCAACCAGACUACCAGCAACGAAACAUCGCGACCAUGAGUUCUACUGAUACUCAGCCUUUCAGCGAAGGAGCCAACCAUUUGCCCGUCCGUCUGCUUGUAAUUCAGAAAGGCAGGCAGAGAAGCAGGGAGGCUUAUCCAUGUUCUGUACACAGGCUUUGUCACUCCAGAUGCCAGUGUCACCACCUCCAGGCAUCUCCAGCUCUACACUACUAGCUUUGUCAGCCCUACGAGCCCAGUCGUCCCGAGUCUUGUCACCACAAGAUUCCCAAGUUCGGCUGGCUCAGACAAGCACCGGGCCGAUACUCUCCCGUCCUGGGAACGAUCGUUCGGUUUCGCGGCUGCAAUGGGUGCAUCGCUUUGUACUGCAUCGUCCCAUUACACCAUCUCAUCACGCCAUGUCGCGAUACCUUAUCGCCAAUGCGGAGUGACCGUAGCAUGGUAUCACGCCAUCGCACGCCGCUUCACCUACCUCCCUCCCUGUCUUCCUGCUUUUUCAAGAUUUCCAUUGGCAUUGUUUGGCGUUGCACACGCACUCACUGGUGCCGUGUACCGUUUCGGUGCCGGUUUCCAUGUCGGUGCUGGCGCUUGUUAACGCUGAGGUGUAUGUACGAGCGGAUGGCAUGGGAAGAUGGGAUGUCAUGUUGGUGUCGCUGGGGGUGGUCUUGGGACUAUUCUACUGUCAUGUGCUGCCUCGUUUUUAUACUUGAUUGGAUGCAAGAGUUGUGGGAGUUUCUCAUGUCAGCCAGUUUAUCGUUUGGUGCUUGACAAGUUGUCUCUGUGCGGGUCGAUGAGAUAUCGUCAUCAUCGGCAGAGGAUUAUAAUAGGAUUGAAGCGGAAUUUGAGACCGACUUGAAAACAGCCUUCUCAGCA
Messenger RNA from Neurospora crassa OR74A, 1588 nucleotides. RefSeq lists its product as hypothetical. The transcript has a single exon. NCBI's taxonomy places the organism in Eukaryota, Fungi, Ascomycota, Sordariomycetes, Sordariales, Sordariaceae. The record is from RefSeq and is a predicted model, not a curated record. The coding region runs from base 226 to 468 and encodes 80 amino acids.